CGCGCACGGACAGCAUGAACAUCUACUCCGUAGACCCUUCUUAAAAAGAACCGGUCGAACGCAUAGGUGAAGAAAUACUAGAUGGUCGAAACUGCGAUAGCUGAAAGUUUGGACUGCUCGGAGGAGACGAUCGUGUGACGAUCGUGGAGGAACUGACGGUUAAGAAGGAUCGUGGACGAUUAAUCGGAGUUCGCUGGUAAUCGCGGUAGAUGAAGGGGGCCGAGCGACGAACAACUGCGACUGAAACGAUGCCGUGGUGUCGUGGUCGUGGUUGUCGUGGUCGUCGUCAUCGUUGAAUCUAACGCGUGGCGCGUGAAUAGAGCGGCCAAGCUCGGUGUAGUCGAGUUGCGUAACGCGUGGCCGGUGAGAGAACGCAGAGGGAACGCAGUGGGAACGCAGAGGGAACGAAGAAGGUGAAAAGAAGCGUGAAACGUGCCGCGGCGGGCUGGCUAAACCGAGCCGGAUCAACCGAGCAGAGAUCCUUCUCGAGAUCAUCGGGAAUGACGACCGCUCGAUUUGGACCGAUGAAAGGACGCAGAAAGGAAGACGGUCCAACGGCGGUACGAGAAUGACAUCGACCAGGACGGUGGUCGGGAUCUCGAGGCUGCUCGUCCUCGUGCCUGUCACCGUCUGCGCGACCAUUUCUUACAACCUCAACGAACAACCGCCGCGAUGCAGCGACCGAACACCACCUCCCCAGACAUUGGCAAAGUGUCGAUACGACGUCGAUUGUAUGAACAACGCUUAUUGCUGGAACCAGGAAGCCUGUUUGUGCAAAGACGAAUAUAUCGUCUAUAAGAAUCGUACGCACGUGGAGUGCCUGAAAGUGGCGAAUGCUAUCGGAGACCGUUGCGAAGUGGACAUUCAGUGUCGCGUGACCUUCGCCCCUUUCUCGGAGUGCCGGCGAAAUAUCUGCCAAUGCUCCGACGGUUCUCACUACGUGGAAGGCAGAUGUUACGAGUCCGUAGGUUUGGGACAAGCUUGCCAGACGCAUCGGAAUUGCUACAUCAAAGACAGCUACUGCGUGACGGGAUUUUGCGCGUGCACAUUGAAGUAUCAUCCGAAUCCUCGCAAUGACGGCUGCAUACCGAGUGCCGAGUUGGACGACGAGUGCACGAACGAUUACGAAUGCGUCGCGGAGAAUUCGAGAUGCAGCCAGCAGGUCUGUUCGUGCGAAGCGGGUCACGUGCUGUCGAAGGACGGCAAGCGAUGUCUGAAAGCUAGGUACUCGGUCGGAGAACCGUGUCACGAGGAUGUUCAGUGUCAGAUGUUCCUGAAAAGUACCGUGUGUGGACCUAAUGGCAAAUGCAGCUGCAUCGACAACUUUCAUCAGAGCGGCCCCGUGUGUCUGAGAGACAGCCUGUUGAACAAUCGAUGCCAAAGUCACAGAGAGUGCGUUACCGCGACCCACAGACACUCCAACUCCACCGAAGUGACGAGCGUUGAUUGCGUCGGUGGCAUUUGCAUGUGCGCCAAGGACUAUAUCAUGACGGAAUUCAACGAGUGCGUCGGAUAUAGCGAUAACGGCGCCGCAACCGCACACUCCUGGCAGCAAAUAUUACGCAUUUUACCUUUCCUCUUUUUCGCCAGUUUUUCCAUACUUUAAAACAACGCGCGCUGUUUGA
Messenger RNA from Eufriesea mexicana, 1625 nucleotides. RefSeq names its product prion-like-(Q/N-rich) domain-bearing protein 25. Lineage: Eukaryota; Metazoa; Arthropoda; Insecta; Hymenoptera; Apidae. The transcript is spliced from 9 exons. The coding region runs from base 569 to 1606 and encodes 345 amino acids. The record is from RefSeq and is a predicted model, not a curated record.